Messenger RNA from Mobula hypostoma (lesser devil ray), 2877 nucleotides. RefSeq names its product V-set and transmembrane domain-containing protein 2-like protein. The transcript has 4 exons. The coding region runs from base 185 to 838 and encodes 217 amino acids. The record is from RefSeq and is a predicted model, not a curated record. NCBI's taxonomy places the organism in Eukaryota, Metazoa, Chordata, Chondrichthyes, Myliobatiformes, Myliobatidae. Gene Ontology annotation, cellular component: membrane.
GUUCUGCUCGGAGCGUCUCCUCCGCCACAUCGUCGAGUACCGCAGAGGCGGCAGCUCCCGGAGAGCAGCCCGCACCAGAUCAGCGGGGAAACCGAGGAGGUUCGGGCGAAGAUUUGCUCAGACUCGGGUUCGGAUUUCCAACACCCAAGCCCGACCUAUGUAAAUACGCUGCGUCGCAGGCAAGAUGGGGAGGUUUGGAGUGAUUCUAGGAGCUUUGCAUUACCUGGGGCUCUACGUCCAACUCUCCGCUUCUUCACAAGCUCUCUUCACUGAGGUCCCUCACGAUAUCACCGCCAGAGCUGGGCAGGACGUGGAGAUGGCCUGCGCUUUCAGAGGUAGUGGCUCACCGUCAUACUCGCUGGAGAUUCAGUGGUGGUACAUCCGUAACUCAAAGGACUGGACUGACAAACAGACAUGGAAUUCCCAUCAGAUGAAAACUGCGGCUCAUGAGGAACCCACAAAGGAGGCAACGAAAAUAAGUGCUGUGAAGGUGGUUGGAAGCAACAUCUCUCACAAGUUGCGGUUGUCCCACAUAAAGAUUUCAGAUGAAGGUACUUAUGAAUGCAGAGUGACUGACCACAGUGAGGGAAAACCCAGGCAUCACAAAGUCAAAGCUUACCUGAAAGUCAAACAUGAGAUGCCGUUACAUGGAGUCUCCACUCACAUGCAGGACACCAAGAUUCAGGGAAACGAAGGGACCCACACGAGUCAUGUCGCUAAACCCUCAUCCCUUUCCACCAGCCCUCAGACAGUCCGGGCUAUAAAGGAUCGAGCUUUGGAUACUGACUGUGAACAGAACGAACAGUCUCUGGAUACUGAUCGCAUCCACUGUGUUUAGAAGAACUAGUAUUUGUGGAGAGUCAAGUGUUUGUAUAUUGUAUAAAAGGAGUGCAUGCACAGCUUCCUUGUGGGAAUAUUCUGGCAAAACAAAAUCUCUAAAACUACAAUUUAAAGGGGAAACCUCACUUUGACAUAUUUUCCUUAUUUGAUAUAUGUAUAUAUGAUUAUUGGAAGUAAAUUAAUGAUUUCCUUAUAUCUGCUUGGAUAUCAAUAUGUCCCAUAUAGAAACAUUUAUUUACCUAAUAAUUCAACAGAAUCAAACUCAGAUCAUCUUUUUACCGUGCAUUUAUCUGAAUGGUAUAAAACACCCACGAAGAGUUUUAAGGUCAAUCUACAAACCCCUGAUGAUUCCAGCUCAGUCUUGUCCCAUAUUUCUGUUCAAUUCUAAAGAAAAAUAAAACAUCUCUGUCUCCGUGUAAUGACACAGAAUGACCUCUACUGAAACCUUGAGCUAGUUUUACAAUGGCUAAUAAACAGCCACAUUAAAUGAAAUGCUACAAUUACCCUGUAUCCAAUAAAUCAAUUUUUAUAAUCCAAUGAUUUUAACACAUUUUCAAUCUAUAAAUAUAUCCCAGCGUAACUGAAAAUAAGUUCUCUAUGUUCCCUACUUUUUGUUAACUCAAUCUCAUUUAAUUAUUUUUACUUCACAAAAACACACAUUCCUUAUUUUAAUUUCAUUUAUAAAAAUGUUGUUACUUUAUCAAAAAUAAUAUUAAGUGGCUCCACUAGAGGCCGUAGUAACCACAUAUCCCAAAUUUUAGGCUUAUAUUUGUAAUGAAGGUACUGAAAAAUAUUAAGUCAUAAUUUAACAUUGUAUUUAGGAAUAAAGUGCAGCAAAAAUUUUUGAAUAGCACUCCAUGAAAGUCGUUGAAUAUGAUUAGCUCUUCUCUGUUUGGCUAAAGUACAAACUAUUUUGAUAAGUUUUAUGGGAAAAUACUGGUGUAAAAUCUCCUCUCUAUUCACACACUCUGGGAGCAAUUAGCAAUUGAAAUGUGUAUGUGUUGUGCAUUGUCAGUGUGCCCUAAGAGUUUGUGUAAACUCCUUCUGGAGUUAGUUGGAAAGACAAGCAAUUUGCUUUUGCUCUCUGAAUAAUUAUUCAUUUUGAUAAAAAUACAAAUGUCUGAUAAUAGUUUAUAGGCCACAUCUAAAUAUCUUAUAGGAAAUCUUGAUCAUCUGGUUAGAUGUUGUUCUUCAAUACUGCAUGGACCUGAAGGUCUCAUUGCUUUGAUGUGUCACUUGAUGGGACAUAAGCACAUUUGGUACUUUUCAAUAGAACAUAUUGCUGUAAAUAGCACUUCACUUUCUAAUUUUCCCUAGUAUUAUCUAAUUUAAUUUUAAAACAUUAAAGUACUGAAAUUCUUAAGUAAUGCUGUUAUAUUUGCAACAUCCUUUUAAAAAUCAUUUGCGACCAGUUUUCUUAAAAUCUGUAAUAAAAUAAGAAUCCGGGAACUGUGAGUUGUAAUCGUACAUAUAAAGCUGCCCAAUUAUCUGGAUCCCAUUUUCCCAUACAGGAUCUACAAGGAUAUAGGAGCUAGUUUGAAGACAAAACAGCAGGCUAAUUAUUCCUGUAAGCAAGCAUCAUGUGUGUUGUUAAUUCUGCAUUAAUGCCUGCUGUUCCAUCAGGAAUAUGAACUGGGCAGGAUGGAAAAUGGCUCCCAGCCUUGUGUCUGCAUUGUCUGUGAAUUGCUUUGUAAAGUCCUGGCGUGUAUUACAAAUGGUGCCAUGUCACACUUGGAACCCGUUUAAUGAGCAGCAAAGUGGGCCACUGCUCCAGUCUUUGCUGCCCAUUUAAUCAAUCAUACAAAUGGCCUGUCCAAACCCGAGCAGCUGGCAGCCUACACAGCAGAAAUCCCUUAAUGGGAGAGGAGAGGAUCCAGAUGGGUUGGGCCAUUGUACUCAAAUCAUAUUUUUAGAAGUAUUUCUUCAGUCACAGAGUAGCAUAUAACACAGCUACAACUGCUAAGCCUUUUCAUUACUGAAUUUUAAUUGAGCCUUUCUGUAAAAUGAUUUGCUGAAUGUGAUUAAUAAACAGAAGAA